GAUAGAGAGAAAGAAAAAUGUGGCUAUAUAUAUAAUAUUAUCUCUCUAUAUAUUAAUAAUAAUGAGAAGUUUUGUUUUUCUUAGUGUAUACUUUCAUCAUCAAUUGAGAAUGAAGAGUUUUGGGAUGCUAGCUUCUUUUACUAUCUUCCAAUAUUUUCUUCCAUUAGUUUGCUGCAUUUCAUAUGAUGAUACCAUUCACAACAAGAGCCUCAAAAACAACUCUCAUGAGUUGAGUCCUAGAAUGAUAUCUCAUAUUAGAGUUCAUGGAAUUCUUCUAUGGAUUUCAAUGGGAUUUUUAAUGCCAAUUGGAAUACUAUUAAUAAGAAUUUCAAGUGGAGAAGAAAGUGGAUCCACUCGAGCCAAAGUUUUCUUCUAUCUUCAUCUUAUUUUUCAGAUGUUGUCAGUGAUACUUGCUACAGCUGGAGCAGUAAUGUCUUUAAGAAACUUUGAGAAUUUAUUUAACAAUAAUCAUCAGAAAAUAGGUCUUCUUCUCUACAUUGCCAUUUGGAUCCAAGCCAUGAUAGGCUUUCUAAGACCUCAUAGGGGAAAGAGAGGAAGAAAGGUAUGGUACAUAAUGCAUUGGAUAUUUGGGAGUUUGAUAUCAUUAUUUGGGAUUAUAAACAUCUACACUGGAUUAGAGGGUUACUAUAAAAGAACAUCAAAAAGUUCAUCAACACUUUGGACUAUCCUUUUCACAACACAAGUCUCUCUUAUUGCUUUCCUUUAUCUCUACCAAGACAAAAAACAACACUUGGAAAAGCAAGGACUUACUCUUCCCAACCUUGAACUUGCUCAUGUCUCUCCUCAUCCUCAUAAUAAUAAUAAUAAUAAUAUUAAGGAGCUCUUACCUCAACCAUGUGGCAAGAAAAAUGCUCUCAUGAACUUGUUUGACUAGAAUUAAUUAUGAUAUAUAUAUUCUAUAUGGAUAUUUAUAUGGUAAUGACUAUUGUUUUAUUUCUAUGGUAUGGAUGUUUUUAUAGCCAUAGAUAAUAGAUCAAAUGGUAAUAAAUAAAUAAGUGUAUGAUAAUAGUUAAUAUUUGGGUUGUAUCAUCAUAUU
Messenger RNA from Cannabis sativa, 1057 nucleotides. Its product is annotated as cytochrome b561 domain-containing protein At4g18260. The transcript is spliced from 4 exons. Gene Ontology annotation, molecular function: transmembrane monodehydroascorbate reductase activity. The record is from RefSeq and is a predicted model, not a curated record. NCBI's taxonomy places the organism in Eukaryota, Viridiplantae, Streptophyta, Magnoliopsida, Rosales, Cannabaceae. The coding region runs from base 62 to 895 and encodes 277 amino acids.